Metarhizium album ARSEF 1941 is the source of this 1893-nucleotide messenger RNA. Its product is annotated as Peptidase S8/S53, subtilisin/kexin/sedolisin. The coding region runs from base 1 to 1893 and encodes 630 amino acids. The transcript has 4 exons. Gene Ontology annotation, biological process: proteolysis. Gene Ontology annotation, molecular function: serine-type endopeptidase activity; tripeptidyl-peptidase activity. Lineage: Eukaryota; Fungi; Ascomycota; Sordariomycetes; Hypocreales; Clavicipitaceae. The record is from RefSeq and is a predicted model, not a curated record.
AUGAAAGCCGCCGCCGCCGCAGCCAUCUUCGUCAGCUGCUUCGUGGCCGCGUCUCUCGGCGUCCCCGCGAGCCACCAUGUCGUCCACGAGAGGCGUGACGUUGGUGCCGUCAGCGGCCGCGUUGUGAAGCGCGCCGCUGCCAGCGCCGAUGCUCUGGUCCCAGUCCGCAUUGCCCUGAAGCAGCGCAACUUGGACAAAGGCAUGGAGUACCUGAUGGACGUCUCUGAUCCGUCGUCCAAAAACUACGGAAACCACUACACUCAGGACCAGGUCGUUGAUCUCUUCUCCCCCGCGCAAGACUCCGCGGAGAUUGUAAAGAGAUGGCUCGUUGAGCGUGGAGUCCCUGACAACCGGAUCACCUCUCCAAGGAGCAAAGGCUGGCUGGAUUUCAAGACGACGGUCAGCCAGCUCGAGGACAUGCUCAAGACUACUUACCACUUUUACGAGAACAAAAAGACCGGGAGCCAGCACCUGGGAGCCGAUUCCUACUCUCUGCCCAGCGAGGUCUCCAGGCACGUAGACUUUGUCACGCCCGGCGUGGUUCCGGUCAAGGUCAGGUCGCCGAGAGCCAUGCCCGGCCACCCUCGCAAGAUCCCCUUCGCCCCUUACCCCCCGGGUUUUACGGUCCAGAGCCAGGACGCAACCGACUGCCCUACACAUGUGACGCCGGCAUGCAUCAAGGCCCUGUACAACGUGACGGACGCAACGACGGCCGCCGAGGGCAACCAGCUGGGCAUGUUUGAGAGCGACGACGAGAUGCACAAGCAGGCGGACCUGGACAAGUUUUACGGACUGUACGCCAGCAAGGUCCCCAAGGGCACCGGACCCAAGAUCGACCUCAUCGACUGGGGCGAGCGGAAACCAGACCCGAGCCAGGCCCAGGGCGAGGCCGCCCUCGACUUUGACGUGUCCAUCCCCGUCAUCUACCCCCAGGGCACCGAGCUGUACCAGACAAAGUCCAACUAUGACGGGCAAUCGCACCUCGGCUUCCUGAACCAGUUCCUCGACGCGGUCGACGGCGCCUACUGCACCUCUGACGGCGGAGACGACCCCGACGUCGACGGCGCCACGCCCGACGAGGCCUGCGGCACGUUCAAGCCCGCCAACGUCAUAUCCCUGUCGUACGGCCUGACGGAGAACAACUGGCCGACCAAGUAUCUCAAGCGCCAAUGCGACGAGUUCAUGAAGCUCGGGCUCCAGGGCUCCUCCAUCGUCUUUGCCAGCGGCGACGGCGGCGUCGCGGGCGGCCACGGCGGCGAGUGCCUCGGAAACAAGUCCGACAUCUUCAACCCGGCGAGCCCGGCGUCGUGCCCGUACGUGACGUCGGUCGGGGCCACGCUGCUGCCCCCCGGGAGCGCGCCGGGCGACGCCGAGUCUGCCACGGAGCGGUUCGGCUCCGGCGGCGGCUUCAGCAACAUCUGGACGGCGCCCGACUACCAGAAGACGGCCGUGUCGGCCUUCUUCUCCUCGCACGACCCGGGCUUCCCGGCCUACAACACCAGCGACAACAAGAUCCCCUCGGCCGGCGGCGGCGUCUACAACCGCGCCGGCCGCGGGUUCCCCGACGUCUCGGCCGUCGGCGACUACGGCGUCAUCGUCCUCAACGGCCGCCCCGGCCGCACCGGCGGCACGUCCAUGUCGGCGCCCAUCGUCGCCGCCAUCCUGACGCGCGUCAACGAGGUGCGCCUCGCCGCCGGCAAGAAGCCCGUCGGCUUUGCCAACCCCGCGCUGUACCGGAACCCGGCCAUGUUCAAGGACGUCACCCGCGGCGGCCAGUCGGGCGACGCGGCCUGCAACGGCAAGGGCUUCUCGACCGUCGAGGGCUGGGACCCCGUGACCGGGCUGGGCACGCCCGACUUCCCCGCUUGGAUCGAGUACUUUUCCGGUCUGUGA